AAACUUUGCUAUUCAGAGAUUACAAUAUCAAAGAAAAUAAAACGCCAUCAUAGCCGCUUUAACUUAAGUGUUAGAGUUAUAAACGCAUUUUGGGUGUGACUCGGAGCAGAAUUAUUUCAAACAGCCCCGGCUUGAUUGAAUCCAGACAGAACUAGAUUUUGUUGCGGAAUAGCACCAAAUCCUCCGCACAACACACUACCGGUGCUCAGUCCGCUGCUUAGCUCGAGCCAAGCCGACCGAGUGCGCUAAAACUGGGGUGCUUGACCUCGAGAUGCUCCUGCGUGGCGUUUAAUAAACAACAACGAUUGGUUUAAAUAGAUAACGCAUUCGUUUUUGCUGUUUGGACUUCAGAGGGUCAAUUGUUUUGGCAUUUUCCUCAAACCCGCGGACUUUUCGACACUGGACGUACUUAAGUGAACUCAAGAUGUCAAUUUUGCCUUUCACUCCCCCCAUUGUCAAAAGACUUUUGGGCUGGAAGAAGGGAGAACAGAACGGCCAGGAGGAGAAGUGGUGCGAAAAAGCGGUAAAAAGUCUGGUGAAAAAGCUGAAGAAGACGGGGCAGUUGGAUGAAUUGGAGAAAGCAAUCACCACCCAGAAUAUCAACACAAAAUGCAUCACUAUACCAAGAUCUUUGGAUGGCCGUCUUCAGGUUUCCCACAGGAAAGGCCUGCCCCACGUCAUCUACUGCCGGCUGUGGCGCUGGCCCGACCUGCAGUCUCACCAUGAACUGCGGGCGGUGGAGCUGUGCGAGUAUGCCUUCCACACAAAGAAGGAUGAAGUGUGUGUCAACCCAUACCACUACCAGAGAGUAGAGACACCAGUCCUCCCUCCUGUGCUGGUGCCAAGACACACAGAAAUCCCCAGUGAGUUUCCACCUCUGGAUGACUACAGCCAUUCUAUCCCUGAAAACACCAACUUCCCUGCUGGCAUUGAGCCCCAGAGCAACUACAUACCAGAAACACCGCCACCCGGCUACCUCAGUGAGGAUGGAGAGACCAGCGAUCACCAGAUGACCCACAGCAUGGACACAAGCUCUCCAAACCUGUCACCUAACCCCGUUUCACCCACACACAGUAACUUAGACCUCCAGCCAGUGACAUACUGUGAGCCGGCCUUCUGGUGCUCAAUUUCAUACUAUGAGCUGAACCAGCGAGUAGGAGAGACCUUCCAUGCCUCACAGCCCUCACUUACAGUGGAUGGCUUUACAGACCCUUCCAACUCAGAGCGUUUCUGUCUUGGCCUGUUGUCCAAUGUCAACCGCAAUGCAGCAGUGGAGUUGACGCGCAGACAUAUUGGCCGUGGCGUGCGACUGUACUAUAUUGGAGGAGAGGUGUUUGCGGAGUGUCUGAGUGACAGUGCUAUCUUUGUCCAGAGCCCCAACUGUAAUCAGCGUUAUGGUUGGCACCCUGCCACAGUCUGCAAGAUCCCUCCAGGAUGUAACCUGAAGAUCUUCAACAACCAGGAGUUUGCUGCCCUGCUGGCCCAGUCAGUCAACCAGGGCUUUGAGGCUGUGUAUCAGCUUACCAGGAUGUGCACCAUCCGCAUGAGCUUUGUCAAAGGAUGGGGAGCUGAAUACAGGCGACAGACAGUGACCAGCACCCCCUGCUGGAUCGAGCUGCACCUGAACGGCCCGCUGCAGUGGCUCGACAAGGUGCUCACACAGAUGGGCUCCCCAAGCAUCCGCUGCUCCAGCGUCUCUUAGGAAGCUCCUCCAUGCACUGUUUUUUUGUGUACCACGUCCCCCAUCAGAGACUUUAAACACACACAAGAACAGCAACACAUGUACUGAAAGAUGAUGAGCCGCCUCUAAUUCAGCCGCUUUUUGUCCCUCCUCUGCACCAGCUGUCAGUAGCACUUUUUAUUUUGAUAUAUAUAUAUAUAUGUAUAUAUACAUAUAUAUAUAUAUAUACAUAUAUAUACACAUGUUGUUUGUUGCAAAAGGGGACAAGUGCAUUAAUGCAGUAUGUUAGGAUCACAACAUAUUGUCCAAACUUCUUUCGAUUGUAGUUUUUAUCUUUGGCAUGUAAGGACCAGAGAGUGAAUAGCAAUGGAAUUUCUUUUUUCAGUUAUCUUUGUCUUGUCUUGUUUUAUUUCCUCUUUCAUUUUAAUUUCUGUUCAUAAUUUUUACUCUUUUGUAAAGAUUUUAAAUUGAACAAUGGAUUUUUUUUUAAAAAAGAACAAAUUUUUAUGUAUUAGUUUCAAAACAUGUGAGGUCAUGUUAAAAGCAUUUCACUUGAUUUUGCGUCUGCAUUUGGGCAUUUGAUUGGUUAUGAAGACAUCUACAAAUCUAACACAGUGAGCUGGACUGAAAAUGAUUCCUAUAAUGGUAAAACGUCACUUGUAAACACUGUGUGAAGGAAUACCCUGCAAGUCUUGCAGUCUUUAGUUCAGCUUUUCAUUAUUGAUUUAUUCAGCCAACAAGCAAAUAACAUGAUAAAAUGCAUUUUAAACCUUAAACAGAAUCAAAUGACAAUGCGGAGGAUCAGUCAGACCUAAGAUUGAACUUGUUCCUCAUGCCGUGACUCAUCAUACAGUGAUUUGAACCGUCUGUCAGAAUACUGACAAAUCCGUUUCAUGCUGGAGGUUCCAGGAACGGCAGCCAGGAGAUACAAGUCUUGAAUACUUUACAUGAGUACUUAAGGACGGUGGAAUUAAUUAAAUGUCACCAGGUGAUGCACUCUUGUUAGAAGUUGAUAAUCCAGUAUAGUGAUGUUGACAAAGCACUUUAGAUGGCAGCUCUUAGCUGUAAUAGUGCUUGUCAGAGUUUGAUGUGAGCUACAUCCUGCAUUAAUUUCAGGAAGCUGCGCCAAUUUCCAAAAUACUUUUGCAGCAUUUUAAGCUGUAGUAUAAAAUAUAAUGUAUGCAUCUACACAGGACUUGAAACAUCUCAGCAUACUGCACUAUUUUGCAGACUUUUAAUUAAAUGACAAAUUUAUGUGAAUACUUGUGUGUGAUACGAAUGCUCUGCAGAAGGCUUUGAAGUGUGAAGACAGCAGGAAGUUCAUGUUUGCUGCAGUCCAUGACAUCAGUUUUAUUUUUAGCCAUACUGACUUUUCACACACUCAGGACCUGGAAAACAAAAAAAAAAAAGAAGGGGAAAAAGCUUAAAAUUGAAACCAGUGAAGAGGGCCGGUAAUGACUAUUGAGUCUAUUUUACUACCGAUUAUUUUUGUAGGAUAACUGUUCACAAUAUGCAUGGCAUGACAGAAAACACUGUUGGUGGGUAUGCUGAGGUGAAACUGUUUGAAAACCACAGCUUUUUACAAAGGGAAGUUUAGAUGAACAGUGGUGUGUAAAUAACAGUAGUGUCAAGCUGAUGUUUCCUUUUUAUUGUCAGAUCUAUGUACAUAUAGUACAUACAUGUGUAUUAAUUCGACCAUCAGCCUUUAUAAUGUUGAUGGUUUUGGAAGCAGAAAAACAAAAAAAUUUGAUGAAAAAAAAAAAAAUUCAAAAUUUGACUUAAUGUAUUGCUGAAUAAGAAAAGCAUAGUCGUAGCUUUGGUCCCAUUUCCUUUCAA
Messenger RNA from Melanotaenia boesemani (Boeseman's rainbowfish), 3517 nucleotides. It is a transcript of the gene smad3a, whose product is annotated as SMAD family member 3a. Lineage: Eukaryota; Metazoa; Chordata; Actinopteri; Atheriniformes; Melanotaeniidae. Bases 425 to 1702 code for a protein of 425 amino acids. Gene Ontology annotation, biological process: BMP signaling pathway; transforming growth factor beta receptor signaling pathway; anatomical structure morphogenesis. The record is from RefSeq and is a predicted model, not a curated record. Gene Ontology annotation, cellular component: heteromeric SMAD protein complex. The transcript has 8 exons. Gene Ontology annotation, molecular function: I-SMAD binding; RNA polymerase II cis-regulatory region sequence-specific DNA binding; DNA-binding transcription factor activity, RNA polymerase II-specific.